AUGAUGGCGGUCGUCACCUAUACGGCUUACGCACUUGGACUUAGCUGGAAUAUUACUACUGACACACAUGGCCAGAAUAUCGAGAACAUUGCCGGAAGCCAUAUCCGGAAAUCGGUUAUCGAGCUAUGGGCAAAGUCGUCAAACAUUUUCGGAUGCCGAGUUCAGUUACUGUUUUGUAGUGAUUAUCCUUGCUGUAUGCCUCUGCCAAUUACAUUCCUCAAGUCGCCACAGGAUUUUUGGUGGGCAGUCGUGAUUGCCAUGAUCACCACCUCAUGCGCAGUCGUCUUGAUUAUUGUCGGCGCUUCGCUUGACUAUGGUUUGUGCUCAGGCUAUACAGGCAUGCCAUCGUAUCAACCGAAGAACUUCUUCCUGGCAUUGGGCACUUUGUUGUUCGCCUAUGGUGGACAUUCAGCCUUUCCCCACUAUUCAACAUGA
This is a messenger RNA of Ostertagia ostertagi, 435 nucleotides long. Lineage: Eukaryota; Metazoa; Nematoda; Chromadorea; Rhabditida; Trichostrongylidae. The record is from the annotation of a GenBank genome assembly.